AUCCUGCUGGAGGAGGCCUCCUGGAGGCCUGCGCCGUACCGUGGUGCUGGGUCCGAGCAGGAGGAACCACGAGAAAUUCCUGCCUCCUGACGCCUUCAUCCACGUCAAUGACUUCCAGAGCCCCGAGGAACUGGCCCAGUCCCUGCUGCCGCUGGACAAGGACCACGCCCUCUACCUCGGCUACUUCCGCUCGCGGGAGACCCUGCGGCCUGGAUCCUUCCGCAGGGCCCUGAUGUUCUGCAAAGCCUGCUGGCGGCUGCAACAGGAGUCCCCCUACCAGACGGUGCCCAGCACAGCCUCCUGGUUCACCUGA
Molecule: messenger RNA, 313 nt
Organism: Neomonachus schauinslandi (Hawaiian monk seal)
Lineage: Eukaryota; Metazoa; Chordata; Mammalia; Carnivora; Phocidae
Product: 4-galactosyl-N-acetylglucosaminide 3-alpha-L-fucosyltransferase FUT5-like
Exons: 1
Cellular component (GO): membrane
Molecular function (GO): alpha-(1->3)-fucosyltransferase activity
Source: RefSeq, a predicted model, not a curated record